AUGGAAGCAACUCCUGUGGAGCUCGCCGGCGUCGAAGGGGUGCCAGAUGAAACUCCCCUUGUAUCGGAAGUUAACGUAGGCGAGACGACAACGGAAGAGGAUGACGACGACGGAGGGAGAGUGGUGAGAGAGCUGGUCAAAGAGCUGGAAGUUGAAAUUAGGACAGCUGAGGAAUUGCUUGGUAGGAUAGAAGCCGAGAUUGUGGGCACACUGCUCGAGGGGAGAGAGAGCAAGGAGGUGCUGCUGCUGCUGCUGCUGAUGCCGCCGAGAGUGCUGCUGAUGCUGAGAAGGCUCGUGGCCAGGCUACUCAGAGAUGUGCUGCUGGAAGACGACGUUGUCAAGCUGCUGGUCAAGGAAUUUCCCGAAAAGCUGGCCGAAGAGGUUCCAGAGCUGACCGUUGACGAGCUUCCUAGGCUGCCGGUGGACGAGCUAGUGCUACUAGCAGAUGCUGUGCUGCCGGUGUCUGCAGUAGAUGAGCUGAAGCUGGAUGUUGUGGGCGUAGCAGUGGUGCUUCCGCCGGAGCUUGAACUGCUUGAGCUUGAGGAAGUAGGACUGUCUGUGCUAGACGAAGCCGUGUCGGUGCUAGAGGAUGAAGAGCUUGUUAUUGUCGGUGCGUCGGUAGAUGAAGACGAGGUAGAAGAGGAUGUUGUUAGGAUUAAGGUAGUAGAAGAAUCAGUCGAAGUAGAAGAGUCGGUAGAAGUGGAGGAGGUAGAAGAGGACGUCGUAAGAGUAGGCAUGGUGGAGGAUGGUGAAGAAGACGAAGUUGAAGUGUGA
Molecule: messenger RNA, 774 nt
Organism: Colletotrichum fioriniae
Lineage: Eukaryota; Fungi; Ascomycota; Sordariomycetes; Glomerellales; Glomerellaceae
Source: RefSeq, a predicted model, not a curated record